Molecule: messenger RNA, 1443 nt
Organism: Penicillium malachiteum
Lineage: Eukaryota; Fungi; Ascomycota; Eurotiomycetes; Eurotiales; Aspergillaceae
Product: translation initiation factor 4B
Exons: 8
Coding region: 1-1443 (480 amino acids)
Molecular function (GO): RNA binding
Source: RefSeq, a predicted model, not a curated record
AUGGCGCCCUCUAAACAGAAGGGCCAGAAGAUGUCCAUUGGCAACUUCUUGGCCGAUGAGAGCCUUGGCUCUUGGGCUGAUGAGAUGGAGGAUAUGCCCCUCCCAUCUGCCCCCGCCAUGACCUCCAGCUUCGGCGGCCGCCCUGCCGGUGGCAUGGGUUACGGCAGCAGCAACAGCUUUGGCGCCCCUCCCUUCGAGCGCGAGACCCGUGGAGGAUAUGCCGUUCGCGAACCGCUCGCCCUUCCUACCGAGCCCCCGUUCACUGCUCACGUUGGCAACCUCUCUUUCGAAGCGACUGCUGAUGAUAUUUCCGAGCUUUUCGCUGGCUGCGGUGUGACUAACGUUCGCAUUGUCGAGGACAAGAUGACCAAGGCCCCCAAGGGCUUUGGUUACGUUGAGUUUGAGUCCGUUGACGGUCUUCAGAAGGCUCUGGAUCUCUCUGGUACUACUCUGCAGGGCCGUACUAUCCGCACCAGCGUUGCCGAGCCCCCCAAGGAAUCGCGCCCCGAUAUGCGUGAUCUCGACUGGACCCGCCGUGGACCUCUCCCUGGACCCCCCGAGCGCCGCAUCCCUGAGCGUUCUAGCUAUGGCCGUAACAUGGACGCCGCUUCAGAUGCCGGUAGCGAGCGUGGUGGCCGCCGCAGCAACUUUGAGUCAGAUGUGGUCCAGCCCGCGACCCUGCUCGUGACCCCCCCUCGUGAGGGUGGCCGUGGCCGUGACAAUGAAGGAGGAUCUAGCUUCCGAAGAAGCUCCCCUGCUUGGGGUGAGGGACGCUCUCAAGAUGAUGGCUCCCGUCCCCCGGCCCCUCGCCCUGAGCGCACCCCCACUGCCGCCGAUAUGGACAACCAGUGGCGCACUAAGAUGCGCCCUGAUCAGGGACCUAAGGAGCCUAGCAACCCUACCUCUCCCAUUGCCCCUGCUGCGCGCCCCAAGCUGAACCUGGCCAAGCGUACCGUUUCGGAAGCUGCCCCCGCCGCCGCUGCCGGUGCUGGUGACUCCAAGGCUAGCCCCUUCGGUGCCGCCCGGCCCAUCGAUACUGCUGCUCGUGAGCGUCAGGUUGAGGAGAAGCGCCAGCUUGCUAUCCGCCAAAAGAAGGAAAGUGAUGACAAGGCCAAGGCCGAGAAGGCUGAGAAGCAAAAGAAGGAGGGUCGAGCUCCCGGCACUGAUUCCAACAAGGAGGGUGUUGAGACUCCACGUGGCGGAGCUAACUUUGAGAUCCUCCGGCGGGCCGGUGGUGAAGAGGGUGAUGAGAAGGUUGAGGCAGAUGCAGAGGAGGCUGCCGCCCCUGCCGCUGCUGAGACUGAGACCAAGGAGACAGCUACCAAUGGUGACUGGAGAGCCUCUGAGAAGGCUGAGAAGACCGAGAAGACUGAAGAGGACGACGGUUGGAGCACUGUCAGCACCAACAAGCGCAGCAACCGUCGCGGUGGUCGUGGAUUCUGA